Molecule: messenger RNA, 3455 nt
Organism: Protopterus annectens (West African lungfish)
Lineage: Eukaryota; Metazoa; Chordata; Ceratodontiformes; Protopteridae
Product: zinc-binding protein A33-like
Exons: 6
Coding region: 3-1385 (460 amino acids)
Molecular function (GO): zinc ion binding; protein binding
Source: RefSeq, a predicted model, not a curated record
AAAUGCAAGACACUAGGAUGGCCUCCAUUGUCCUGGCAGAAAGUCUAACAAGUGAAGUCACAUGUCCGAUCUGUCUGGAUUUCUACAAAGAUCCUGUCCGCCUAGAAUGUGAGCAUAACUUCUGUCGGGCCUGCAUCUCCAGCUACUGGAAGAACAGUGAGUCUAUUUACACCUGCCCUCAGUGUAAGGAGAUCUUCCCACAGCUUCAGCUGAAGAGCAACCGUCUAUUGGCAAGCAUCGUUGAGAGAGUACGGCAGCUUCAUGUUGACUCCAUCAGCCAGAAGGAGUCGGGGCUGCUGCUUUGUGAAAAGCAUGAUGAGAAACUGAAGCUCUACUGUGAGGAUGACCAGGAGCCAAUCUGUGUGGUAUGUGGUGUCUCCAGGGACCACAAGAAGCAUAAACUGACCCCUAUCCACGAGGCCACUCAGCUGUUCAAGGAAAAGCUACAGGCUGCCUUGAGCCAGCUUGAGAAACAAAAGGAUUCAAUCGGGAAGUUCCAUUCUGAGCAAAUGAAAACCAUUCAGGAGGUCAAGGAUUCAGCACUGACACUGAAGGAGCACAUCACCAGCGAGUAUGAAAAGCUGCAGAGAUUCCUGGAGGCAGACAGGGAUGCCCUGCUGGCAGAACUUCACAAUGAGGAAGAGAUACUUCUGCAGAAGAUGGAAGACAACUUGAGAGGAAUCAAUGAGGAGCAAGCCAGCCUGGAGCAAGCAAUGGCACACAUUGAGGAAAGACUCAAAGAAGAAGACUCCUCGGUGCUCCUACUGAAUGUGAAAACAAUGAAUGACAGGCUGAGAAAAGGAAUAAAAGAAGUAUCAGUGCAAAGAGGAAACCUCAGCACGGGGAGGUUCCAUGGACCCAUACAGUAUGCAGCUUGGAAGAAAAUGAGAAACGUCAUUCAUCCAGUGCCAGUACAGCUCACAUUCAACCCAACAACAGCCAAUCCAUAUCUGGUGCUUUCUGAAGACCUGACCACUGUGAGAUAUUCCUUCACCUCAGAGCAACUUCCUGAAAACCCAGAACGUUUUGAUUUUUGUGCCUGUGUGCUUGCAUCACAGGGCUUCACAUCUGGAAACCACUACUGGGAAGUGGAUGUGGGCAACUAUCCUGAUUGGGACAUUGGUGUGGCAGCAGAGUCUGUAGGCAGAGAUGGCUGGAUCAUCCUUGACCCUGAGAAUGGCUUCUGGACAUUUGGACACGUGGCUUGCUCACGAGUUGGCGUCUAUCUUGACUGGGAAGGUGGACAGCUGUCCUUUUAUGAUGCAAGCAGCAUGUCUCACCUUCACACAGUCAUGGACAAUUUCAUGGAGAAACUCUACCCCUUCUUUUACCCUAGUGCAGAAUCAAGUGCCAAGCCUCUGCAGCUGCUUUAUCCAAGAGUAUAAAGCUGAAAAAAGAGACAAGUGGAUGAAAGGAAACAAAAUUCAAGGAACUGUCACAUAUAUUUGUGGAAGAAUAAGCAUGUCUCUGUAUAUUGUAACUCAUAUAAUUAAUGUAAUGAUCUCCUUUGCUAUAGCAGCCCACAAAUAUGGUUUAUGGAGACCUGCAGCUACAAUUGUUAGGGAAUUUUGGUGCUGUGCAAAUCACUGAAAACUGCUGAAAUGCUGGGACUCCUUAGUGUGUGUCACAGAAUAGAGAAACUGAAUAUCCAAAAAUGACUUGCAUAUAAGUCAAAGAUUGCUGUUCCUUGGAAUAUUCCAUUUUCCCUGAUGUAUAGCAAUCUCAAAUUUAGUAUUUGCAAGUUUACAGGUUGCAUGAGUGCUUGCCCCAGCAAAAUAAAUAAUUUAAAUGGAGAAAAAUGACAUUCAACAUUCAUUGUUCUGUGUAUUUAGUCUUUUUCUUUCUGCAUUUUUGGGGCUCAUUGUAAUGAGUAUUAACCUUUCGAUAAUUAGACAUUUUUUUACUCUUGAUUUUACAUCUAUGAUUGAAGUUGAUGAGCAUGUCUCCGUGGUGCAGUGGGAAUAAGCCCUAACUAUGACCCAGACACAUGGUAUUUGAUUGGAGGCACCAGCACCACAAGAGCAAGGCAGUGGUAGGGAGGAGUAAAAGGUUAUGCCCUGCUUACCUCCUCCUAGGUGGAGGGGUCACAUGCCUGAGGAACACAUAUGAGUGAUAUGAUUUCUCUGAUGGAUACAAGGAAAACUAGCUCUCCUGUUUUGAGUUUUGUGGGUGAGGUUACUUGCUGGAGUUCAUCCCUUGCUGAAGGCAAGGACUGACUAGUGUUGACCCUUACUACAUAUCCUACCUGCCCUAGUAGAUCCAAGUGGACACAGGGAUGUAGAGCCAAAAAGAAAAAAAAUGAACAAACUCUGAUGUCUGUGUAUAUGAUAGGCCCUGUUAGCAGACCCUCACUUGAUGAUGAGGAACAAAUGGAUCAUUUGGCUAGGAGCAAGCUGAUAAUCAGCAGGCAACUGGGGGCAAAAAAAUGUAAAAAGAAUGACUGAAACUGUAAUGCAAGCAGAAAUCUAAUACUAAACAGCUUAGCUGACCAUAUAAUGCCUUAGCUAAGUACAAAAGAGCUGUAGCUGUGAAUAAGUCAUACAUCUAUGACAUUAUUGGUAACCAGAACAUAUAGGGUAAUUGUAAAUCUACAUAAAUGUUGUUACGUGAGUUACAGCACUUAAACAGUUUCCACAUAAGGACUAGGUACCAUUAGAAUACAGAUGUACAGUUUAGCACACCAAAGAAUGUUCAGGUGAGACCAGAAUGAAUUUGUGUGGUUAUUUACAGUAGAACCCUGACCCCCAACAGUGAAUGAGCUCCAAUACAGGGUUCGAACUAGGCAGUGAAGAUGCAGGUGGACAACAAAAGUGUUGCUACAUUGUCAUAGUGUCUUAUCUGCAUCUAAGCCCAGCUACAAAAUAGUUAAAAAGAAGGCAGGUUUUAAUGGUCCAAAGGUGCUUUUAGCAGGCUGCUGUCCUUACACAAUAACUUGGCAGACAAAAUCUGGACAAAGGCAUGCUUAGUACAUGUGCUACAGAAGGCAUAGCAGUCUAGUGGUCUUUCCUGACUACAGGAAGACUUCAGCCAUAACAUCACUCGUGAUGUGCCUGAAGCAGAUCUUACAUAAAUCAUCCACUCACUCCAAAUCACAAAUAGGAAACAUUAACAGACAAAAUGCUUUGUCAUGCAACAAAAGCAAUGAGUAUCCCACCUUUGUGCAGUGUGUAGCUGUCUUUGCAAAAAUACAGUUUGUAAUGGCAGAACUCAUGAAAUGGUUGCACAAUUGACGUGUUAGAAACCUGUUUGUAGCUAAAUCUGUGUGUACUAAUGCAUUGCAUAAUAGCUUGAAAGGCAUUGAGACUUUGAGACUGUUGUAUGUGUACAGCUGAUGCAAAAAUGUUUUUUUUCUUUUGUGGGAAAUGGAUAUACUCUGUUAUUCAAACUGAAGAUUUGUAUUGCGUUUUUACAAAUGGAAUAGAUAUACUGCACCAUGUUUGCUGUUUUGGAUUUAU